UCAACACCCCUAUCCUGAGGUGGUGGCUCAAGAAGUUCAAAGGAGAGUUAAUGAAUCGGUGACAAGGAGAAGACUAUUGGCAGGGACGACAGAGAAAGAUGAAUGCCUUACCGGAAACCCGAUCGACGACUGCUGGAAGUGCGACCCUGACUGGUCAAAUAACCGCCAGAAACUGGCGGACUGCGCCAUUGGGUUCGGUGUAGGCGCGAUGGGCGGAAAAGGGGGGAAAUACUACAUAGUCUCCGACUCCUCGGAUCUGGACACCAUGAACCCCAAACAGGGGACUCUCCGGCACGCGGUGAUCCAAACGGAGCCGCUCUGGAUCGUAUUCUCGGCGGACAUGACUAUCAACCUGAAACACGAGCUGAUCUUCAACAGCUACAAGACGGUCGACGGCCGCGGCGCGAACGUGCACAUCACCGGAAAUGGCUGCAUAACUAUACAGUACAUCACCAACGUCAUCAUCCACAACGUCCACAUAUACCACUGCCUUCCGUCGGGGAACGUUCAAAUACGGUCGAGUCCGACGCACGUCGGGUGGAGGGGCAGGUCGGACGGCGACGGCAUAUCCAUAUUCAGCUCGAGGAAUAUCUGGAUUGACCACUGCGAUUUGUCGAAAUGCACGGAUGGGCUGAUCGACGUGAUAAUGGGGUCCACCGCGAUCACCAUCUCCAAUAGCUACUUUACCCACCACGACGAGGUCAUGCUGCUCGGUCACGUUGAUGGAAACGUGCCCGACUCCGGAAUGCAGCGUUCAAUCACUUUGGAGAAGGAUGCGUGCAAAGAAUGCCGAGGUGCCGAAGAGGAUAUAUUCACGUGGUCAACAAUGACUACACCGAGUGGCAAAUGUAUGCCAUAGGCGGUAGCGAUCACCCCACCAUCAAUAGCCAGGGAAACCGCUAUGUUGCACCCCUUAACGAUUACGCAAAAGAGAUUAUCUUUGGGUCGAUCUCUAGCGUAUCAUCCAGCCCCGAGCAAACAUGUUUUGAGACUUCAUGAGGACACAGAUUACCACCUCUCGAAUCUCGGGCUCCAUAUCAGCACCAAUUGAAAUUUUCCGUGUUGGCCACCCCAACCCCAGUCUUCGUGGGGAAUUUUAUGCAGGAGAGCCACACCGUUAUGACCGAGCUGCGCUUUCCUAUCCAAACCUGGAUCGGGACCUAAUAUCCCAACAUGUGACAAAGCGGGUUGACACAGACGAGACGCAGUGGCAAAAAUGGGAUUGGAGAACGGAAGGGGACAUGUUGGUCAACGGAGCUUUCUUCGUUCCCUCCGGCGACGGUCUUAGCAACGAGUACACCAAGGCCUUCAGUUUUGACCCUCACUCCGUCCUUUUUAUCGACCAACUCACCGCUAAUGCUGGUGUCCUCCUUGCACCACCCACCAGAACACCUCAAUCUUUUGUUAGCGGGACAACCAUUGGCGGAAACAAUAACGGAAGUGGCCGAACAACAAUGGGUGCUAAUGGCAAUGGCUAUGUGAGGCCCACAACCAAUACUGAUCACCCAAUUGGAUGGUUCGAUUAUAACGGGGCUCCACGUGUCAAAUCCCCUCCUCUUAUUGCAAUCAUUCUUUUCUUCUCUCCUCUAAUUUUUUUAUACAAUUUGUAGUAAUCAUGCACCAAAGUCCUUUAUGGAUUGGUUAGCAUGAAGUUUGAAGAGAAGAAAAUGAAGUUUUGUCCGGAAUGGGACUCACCUUUUUGUACAUAUUUAGUAUAAUGCUCAAUUUGGAUUCACACAUGUAAUAUUAAUUUAUACUUAUACUUGUAACUGCUAUUUUUUUGUUCUAUAAAUAAAUAGAUUACACUGCACAUAUA
Messenger RNA from Cuscuta europaea, 1816 nucleotides. The record is from the annotation of a GenBank genome assembly. NCBI's taxonomy places the organism in Eukaryota, Viridiplantae, Streptophyta, Magnoliopsida, Solanales, Convolvulaceae.